Oldenlandia corymbosa var. corymbosa is the source of this 1398-nucleotide messenger RNA. NCBI's taxonomy places the organism in Eukaryota, Viridiplantae, Streptophyta, Magnoliopsida, Gentianales, Rubiaceae. The record is from the annotation of a GenBank genome assembly.
AUGGCUAGAAGAAGAACCCUAAUUCCGCACACCCAUCGUCACCCGAAAUCCCGACUUUCCUCCUCCCAGAGUCCAUUACUUCCGGGUCCUCCGCCUUCGGAUUUCAGCCCCGACGAAGCUCUGUAUAGAACCCUGAAAAAACCACGCCUCACCUACGAGAACGGCUCCGAAACAUCGUCGGUUUCGGCCGAUUUCAUAGCCGAGAGCGGAGACCUCUUGACCCAAAUCUUUGUACACUUACCUCCAAAGUCCCUCUUCCGGUUCCAAGCCGUGUCUAAGCUAUGGCGUUCAACCUUAAGGAGCCCGUCUUUCCUGCGUCUCCGUACGAGGAAUGUCGGUGCUCAGUUUUUGUUCCACCGGAGUUACGACGGAUCAGAAGAAACGCAUGCUCUCGAUCUCAACUUUAUUUCACUUGACAAAGCGUACGUAGAUACGAUGAGUGAUGUUGUUUCGGACAUGCGAAAUAUCUUCGAUUUCAAUCAAGUUGUGGGAUUUCACUCGUGCAAUGGGUUACUGGCAAUCGCGUUAAAAUCUGGUUGUGAUCAAACAAUUGAUUUUUACGUGUAUAACCCGACUACUCGUUCGUGCAGGCUUAUACCACGUCGUUAUGUUCACAAUAUUUAUUACCCGCAACUCAAGCCAGAGAAUAUUUUCCCUCAAACUCCUCGGCGUUUUAUAGCUUUAUAUAUUGCAUUUGAUCCUUUACAAUCUGAGCACUACAAGUUACUAUAUCUUUGGCAUGAAGGAAGUUGGGUUACAUGCUCGAGUUAUGCUUCUGAUACUCAGAUUUGGAGGGAUUGUGAGUGGGUGUUUGAUGACGAAGAUGCAGAAGUAGAACCUGAUUUGAAGAAGGGUGUACUUUGGAAUGGAGAUUUCUUUUGGGUUGAUCCACAUGGGUACACUUAUUGCUUUGAUUUUAAAAGUGGGAGUAUGAAGACAAUAACUGCCUUGCCUCCAAACGCCCUUACCGGACAUACUGGAGAAGAAGAAGAGCAUUUUUCUUGGCCUGAAAUCUUCUAUUUUGGUGUUUCGGGUGGCGAUUUAUGUCUUAUCGGGCUAACGGACCCUCACGCAAUGCUAUUUGAAGUGCACAAGAUGGAGUUGGACUAUUCGAGAUGGAAUUUCAAUGGUCGGUUUGACCUUUCUCCUUUGCGUGCUCUUUGUCCAUCAAUGUUUGUUGAAGAGAAUUUUCAUGUACUUGAUUGCCUUGUGGACGAGAAGCAGAACUUACCUGCCGAGUUGAUGAUCUCAUCUCCUGGUAAAAUCGUUUCCUAUAAUUUGCAGGACAAAGAGAUUGCUGAUGUAGUUAUGGAGGAUCCUCAUGUUUCGCCAAAGAAGAUGUCCAUAUUUCGCUGGGGUGAAGCGUUCCAAUACGUCGAGACUUUUGUUCCUGUUUAG